Molecule: messenger RNA, 907 nt
Organism: Drosophila arizonae
Lineage: Eukaryota; Metazoa; Arthropoda; Insecta; Diptera; Drosophilidae
Gene: Vajk4
Product: chitin-binding protein vajk4
Source: RefSeq, a predicted model, not a curated record
GCGAAUCAGUACCAACUGGGAUCUCGUUAUUGGUAUAACACAGCUUAUUGUGGAGUAAUUGGUUUUCCUCGUGAGACGUCAAAGCAACAGCUCAACAAUGCGAAUGUUCGUUUUUCCUUGUCUCGCCGUGUGCGUGGCAAUGGCCCAUUGUGCGGCCAUCGAAGAGAAGAAGGCUGAAGAAGGCAGCCAGGUUGAGGAUGCUGGCAAGACGGUGGAGAAGCGUGGCCUCCAUUUCGGUGACUACCAUCAUCACCAUCAUGAACACAUCAAGACAGUGACCAUUGAGAAGAAGGUGCCGGUGCCCUACACUGUGACCAAGCAUGUACCUUAUACGGUUGAGAAGAAGAUUCCCUACGAGGUGAAAGUCGAUGUGCCACAGCCUUACAUUGUAGAGAAGAAAUAUCCAGUGCAUGUUAAGGAAUACGUCAAGUAUCCCGUCCAUUAUGAGGUGAAGGUGCCCAUUGAGAAGCACAUUCCCGUCUACUCGGAGGUGAAGGUGCCCAUUCACAAGGAAAUUCCCGUACCAGAGAAGUACCACGUCGAGGUGCCGAUCUUCAAGCACCACGAGGAUCAUCAUAGCCACCAUGGUCAUCAUGGUCACUAUUAAACAUGGAAAGCAACAAGAGAGCGUGGCAUUGCGGCCACCACAGAACGCGAGCACAAGGAGUAUACGAACAAGAACAACAACAGAAGAACAACAAGAAGAAGAACGACGAAAAAAUGGAAUAUGUGAGAGAAGACACAAGGACAUUGGCAGAGGGUCUUUGUCGCAACGUUGAGCUGGACGUUGAACGGGUGAUAAACACAAGGAGGAGUGGAAACAGAGCAGAAGGAGGAGUAGUACAAGUAACAGCACAGAGGACAAAACUGAUUAGCUGGCUACUUGGCAAAAACAACAACAACAACA